AUGGGAAUGAAGGGAGUAAGGCAGGCUUGGUGCCAGUUGCCAGGGUCAACCAAGAGUCUAGAUUGCAAGACCUGUGACCAGGAGCUGAGAACAGGUGCAAAGAAGGAACGAUGUCUUCAAGGGAAAAGCCUACUUCUGUGUGCACUUCUUCUCAGUACUCUCCUUGGUUUUACAUUACUUAUCACCUACAUCAUGAUGACUUGUGGUCUAGGAUCAUGUGAUGCUGAGCGGAGGCUUGCACUGUUGUCCAGACUCCUGAAUUCUAGGAAUGACACUGUAGACCCCUGUCAGGAUUUCUACAAGUAUGCUUGCGGCAACUGGGAAGGCAAUCACUCAAGCAGAACCACAGAAGAGUCACGAAACGUCUUUGAUAUAUUGUUGGAAGAAAACCAGCUUGUCCUGAAAAGGCUUUUAGAGGCCCCACAGUUUGAGAUAAGAGGCUCAGCUAAAGAGAAAGCAAUCCAGUUCUAUCGUUCCUGCAUGGAUACCCAAAAGAUAGAAUCCCAAGGAAAUCAACCAUUGAAGGACCUCCUAAAUCAGGUUGGUGGAUGGAACAUCACAGGCAUAGGGAAAGCAAAAGAUUUUAAUGAAACUCUUCAGAUUCUCAUGGGCAGAUACAACACCUUUCCCUUUUUCACAGUGCAUGUAGGACCUAGUCCUUUUGAUCCCAAGACCAAUGUAAUUCAGAUUGACCAUCCUGAGUUUGAGAUGCCACCUGAGAGUAAAUUCAAAGAGAAAAAAUAUCUUGAGGUUCUCCGUGUCUAUCUCUCAUACCUGCAGAAACUGGGGGGGCUACUUGGAGGUCCACAGGAUGGUUCCCCUCAUUCCUUUUCCCUUACCUUGUCCUUCAUCUCUAACCUCCAGCGUGUUGUUACCCCACUGCAGGAAAGACAGCAGAGGGGGAUGCUGUUCUUUCGCACUACCAUUAAGGAGCUACAGGAAAAGGCACCUGCUAUUGACUGGUUGUCAUGUCUCCAGGCCCUCUUCCAUCCUAUGCCAAUGAACCUCUCUCAGCCAAUUGCAGUGCAUGACAUGGAUUACUUAAGAGGCAUGUCACAGCUCAUUGAACGAUGGCACAAUAACAGGGCCCUUCCCAUCUAUAUGAUUAUUUGUCUGGUUGUGAAUCUCUCCCCUGCCCUUGACAGUCGAUUCCAAGAUGCACGCUUGGAGCUAUCUAAGAUUCUUCAUGGAAAAAUGGGAUCUAGAGUGAUCCCAGUUGAGCGCUGGAAGAAGUGUUUGACUGAUACCAGCUCUUUCUUUGAGCCAGUCCUAGGGCAGAUGAUUGUGAAGGAAAUUUUCCCUCAGCAAACCAAGAAACUUGCUGAGGAGAUGUUCUCUGAGAUCCAAGAUGCCCUCUACAGCCAACUGGAUCGGUUGGAGUGGAUGGAUGAGCAAACACGUCAACAAGCUAAAGUUUUGGUGUCCACGCUACAAGUGGAGAUUGGCUAUCCAGCUUACAUACUUCAGACUGCCAAAGUGAACCUGGAAUACCAGAAUCUGGAGAUAAAUGAAGACACUUUUUUCCUCAACGUGGUGGCUUGCUUGAAGACAAUGAGGGAGAAUUCCUACUCAAAGCUCCUUCAGCAUCAUUCACAUGUUAACUGGCAGGUGUCCCCCUGGGCUGUCCAUUCAUACUACUCACUAAGGCACCACAUGGUGGUCUUUCCUGCUGGAAUGUUCCGCAGCCCUUUUUUCCACAUGGAUUUUCCCAGUGCUGUGAACUUUGGAGCUAUUGGGGUCUUCAUGGCACAUGAACUUCUUCACGCAUUCUAUGGUUAUGUGUUGCCUGGUGGCUGUCCUACAUGCAACAGGAGUGUGCUACAGAAAUCUGUAGAUUGCUUUGUUGAACAGUAUGAAAGCUUUGACUUUAAGGUCAACGGUACUCUUACGCUCUUGGAGAAUACAGCUGACAAUGGAGGGCUUGCCAUUGCUUACCAGGCCUACAAGAAUUGGCUGAAAAAGCACAAACAGGAGGAUUUACCCAAGAUCGGACUUUCACACGACCAGCUUUUCUACCUCAGUUUCGCUCAUGCAAUGUGUGGACACCAGGAUCCCGAGGAAUUACAGUCUUCCUUGAACACAGAUCCACACAGUCCCUUGUCACUUCGCGUCUGUGGGCCUGUUAGCAAUAGCAGGGACUUUUCCAAGCACUUCCACUGUCCCAGUAGAUCACCAAUGAACCCAGACAGCAAGUGCCACAUUUGGUAA
Molecule: messenger RNA, 2208 nt
Organism: Cygnus atratus (black swan)
Lineage: Eukaryota; Metazoa; Chordata; Aves; Anseriformes; Anatidae
Gene: KEL
Product: Kell metallo-endopeptidase (Kell blood group)
Exons: 18
Coding region: 1-2208 (735 amino acids)
Biological process (GO): protein processing
Cellular component (GO): plasma membrane
Molecular function (GO): metalloendopeptidase activity
Source: RefSeq, a predicted model, not a curated record